AUGGCUUUACUAACUUUCUUGCCGGAAAACGCAGAGCCACCGAAACACACUCCACCGCCAAGCAAACGCAAGAAACGUGACAAACCCAACGACCAAACGCAGACGCAGAAGUCGCACAAACCACACAAAUCUCAGAAACCGAAGAAAGCAGCACCUCAGAAGCAACCGUCUUCGUGGGACCAAAUCAAGAACCUAUUGACUUGCAAGCAAAUCGAAGGGUCAAGAGUCCACGAUCCUUCCAAGAACUCUCAAUCUGGUCCGUCCACGACGACGACAACGACUCACUUAUCUCCUUCCAAGCUCGGCUCUUCGUGUAGCUCCAUCUGCAGCUUCCGAGACGUGGCUCACGGCAACACUCGUGUUGUUCACAGAGCCGACCACUCUCCAGACGUAGCUAACUCGGCUACUGCUGACUCGGAGACUCGUCUUUUGACUCGGAAACCUGGUCAACACGGUUCUUCUUCAUCGUCUCGGUCUCUUACUUCUGGCGCCUCAACGAGAUCUACCGCCAGCGGAAGCUACACGUCAUCUUCCACGACGUCGUUUAGAGCCAUGCAGUUCCGUAAACUCUCCGGAUGUUACGAGUGUCACAUGAUCGUGGACCCUAGCAGGUAUCCGAUUUCGCCUAGGGUUUGUGCUUGUUCCCAAUGUGGAGAAGUUUUUCCGAAGCUUGAAAGCUUAGAGCUUCAUCAAGCGGUUCGUCAUGCAGUAUCGGAGUUAGGUCCGGAAGAUUCGGGCCGUAACAUAGUGGAGAUCAUAUUCAAGUCAAGCUGGCUUAAAAAGGACAGUCCCAUCUGUAACAUCGAACGGAUAUUAAAAGUCCACAACACUCAACGCACGAUCCAACGGUUCGAAGAUUGCCGAGACGCAGUGAAGGCGCGUGCGCUUCAAGCCACCAGAAAAGACGCUCGCUGUGCCGCCGACGGCAACGAGCUUCUCCGUUUCCACUGCACCACUCUCACUUGCUCUCUCGGAUCUCGUGGCUCCUCUUCUCUCUGCUCUAACCUCCCGAGUUGCGGCGUAUGCAACGUGAUCCGCCACGGAUUCCAAGGAAAAUCUUGCGCCGGAGGAGCAACCACCGGUGUGAGGACGACGGCGAGUAGUGGAAGAGCUGAUGAUUUUCUGAGAUGUAGCGACGAUGCGAGGAGAGUGAUGCUUGUGUGCCGUGUGAUCGCUGGGAGAGUGAAGCGCGCUGAAAUACCGGUGGAUUCUACGGUGGAGGAGAAGAAGUCUUCGGUGGAGGAUACUUCCGCGGUUGGAGUUUCGUCGAGUGGCGGUGUGUUUGACUCGGUGGCGGUCAACGCCGGAGUUUAUUCGAAUCUGGAGGAGCUGGUGGUUUAUAACGCGAGAGCUAUAUUACCUUGCUUCGUGGUUAUUUACAAAGUUUUAGAAUCUUGA
Molecule: messenger RNA, 1398 nt
Organism: Microthlaspi erraticum
Lineage: Eukaryota; Viridiplantae; Streptophyta; Magnoliopsida; Brassicales; Brassicaceae
Source: the annotation of a GenBank genome assembly